Anopheles nili is the source of this 5094-nucleotide messenger RNA. Its product is annotated as kinesin-like protein CG14535. Bases 1 to 5094 code for a protein of 1697 amino acids. Gene Ontology annotation, molecular function: microtubule motor activity; microtubule binding; ATP binding. Gene Ontology annotation, biological process: microtubule-based movement. NCBI's taxonomy places the organism in Eukaryota, Metazoa, Arthropoda, Insecta, Diptera, Culicidae. The record is from RefSeq and is a predicted model, not a curated record. The transcript has 13 exons.
AUGGACCGUAAGAAUGGCUGGAAGCAGCCGCCAUCGAGCAGCACGAGACGCAAAUCGUCUUUCAAGUCGACCAGUACCGGUCCACCAGCGGGUGUUUCAUCGGAAUCAAAAGACCCCAAACCGGACCGUUUCGGCACAAAAGCGGAUCGCACCAGCAACAUCCCGCAGCAGCAUCCGGCCGGCUUUGCCUCAGUACACCGUCCCCGGCAGAUAAGCAGCGUGGCGGCCGCCAUCAAGCGCACGGCCGGUCAGCAUGGCGCACCGUUUGAUGGGCGGCUCGUCUUUGGCCUGCAACCGGACGGAUCUCGGCAGAGCCAGAGCGCAUCGCUACACCCGACGAGGCUCUCAAAAGCUCCGGUUCCGUUUGGAACCGGCACACCGAUGGUGCGAUCGAACGCCAAAGUAGCCCCAGUCGGACCAGUUCCGGUCGGAUCCGGUGCUGCCGGGGGAGGUGAAAACAAUGGCAGAAUAUUUAAUCAACCGGCACUGCCGCUGCCGGUGCAGAUUCCGAAUCCGUACGCCUCAGGCACGUCGACCGUGCCCAAUUAUGGCACCCAUCUGCUGUCCCAGCCGGUCCCGUCACAAAGGGCCGAUUAUCUGCAGCCCAGACAGGGUGGCACGCAUCAAAAGCCCUCGAAUAGCGUGGCAUCGUCGGGAGGACCAGCUAGUGGUGGUGUACGGUUCGCGAAACAGCAAACCGGGCUCGUGGCGGGAAAGCUGACGUCGAAGUUGCUGAAUGACAUCUACGAGAAGCACCUGUUGAGCCAGACCACCUUCGAGGUGGGUUUAAGCACGAAGGCCCUUCCGGAACCGGUUCGAACGCUAACGAAGACUGACACUUGGUUGCGUGCCGGAACUGGCGCCUCAAAAGCCUUGGUUAAAGAAGCCACACCAACACCGCCCACCGGCAUGGAUCCUUCUGUAAGGACGCUCGCGCGGUUGGACGAUAAUUUGUACGAGUCCGUGCGAAGCAAUUAUCAUAUCUACGAAAAGAUUGACUCACGCAGAUCGUCUCUCAGUGGAUCAACGCCUCCUGUACCGUCGGCAUCAUCCUCCUCGGUAGCGUCCUCGCUUGAGCAGUACAUUCGUCCUGUGGCUCCAUUGCUCGUGCCACCACCACUACAUCCACGUCCAAAAUCACACCCAUCCGGUGGAAUCGACCAUCACCAAUCAAACGAACCGAACCUUCACGAACUGCAACCGUCCACACAACCGUUGAGGCUGAAUUGCACCGGAAGUACGGACCUUUCACCGAUUCAGGAAAGACCUCCAUUGCCACCGGCGACAGUCAGAACCUCGGGACGGCCCGAUCGAGUCAACAUCGCACUGGAAACAGCCAAAGCGCGAGCCACCGCAGCAUACAUCGAGAGAGCUGCGCAACGGUUGGCUUCCGGUGGCAACGAAACUGCAACAACGAAAAAUUGCACCACGGAAAUGAGUGCGAACGGUGGCUUCUGUGGGGCGAUUCAACGGGCGAGCCCUCCGGUUCCGGCCGGACUGGCCCGCCGGAUGGCGAACCGGGAAAACAUCGGACUGGGCAAGGUCAAAGUUAUGCUCCGCGUGUCCGAUGACCCACCGAGGCAAGCGACCGGCGAACAGCAGGACGGCCAGCCGGCGCCAGGAUCUGCCACCAGUGCCGCCACACCCACCUACCUGACCGUGGACAAGAAGAAGCGUCAGGUGACGCUUACCGAGACGCAAAGCAGCACAGCGAUGGCUCCGUCCGAACGCGGACCAAUGGUGUCCGCACCGAAAAUGUUUGCAUUCGAUGCAUUAUUUACGACCGAAGACUCGCAGCAAGACAUCUGCGGGACGGCCCUUUCCGAGGUGAUACCGGCUGUGCUGGAAGGAUCGGAUGGAUGUCUCUUGUCGCUAGGAUACCCCGGAGCAGGUCAAUCACGCACCAUGUUCGGAACGGUGGCAUCACCCCCGGGAGACCUCGGGGCGAUACCGUGCGCCAUCGCCUGGCUGUACAAGGGCAUUAAUGAGAAACGUCAAAAAUCGGGCGCUCGCUUUUCCGUGCGCGUCAGUGCGCUUGGCGUGAACGCAACGAAACCGGGCUCAUCCUCCAGGGAUCUACUCGCCGGACACGCGACAGAAUCCGACGAUUCGCCCGGGAUGUACCUCCGGGGGGACUUUCUCAGUCGGCCAACGGAACUGCGGGCACCAACGGCUGAACGAGCGGCCCUUUUUCUCGACCUUGCUCUAUCAGGACGAUCGCAGUGUAACUUCGAACCCGCGCUUAUCUACACGCUGCAUGUCUACCAGUACAGUCUGUCCGGGAAACGUGGUGUCGAAGGUGGAAGGAGUCGAUUGCAUCUGAUCGAUCUCGGAGGCUGUGCCAAUCGAAACGGAGGUCUACCACUGUCCGGCAUCGGGAAUGUCCUGCUGGCGAUCCUGAGCGGACAAAAGCAUCCACCCAAUCGGGACCAUCCACUGACGCCUCUUCUAAGGGACUGUCUCGCGCCAAUCACCUGUCACGUCGCUGUGGUGGCCCACGUCGCACACACGCAGACACACACAGACACACUGACGACGAUCCAGCUGGCGUCAAGGAUCCACAGGAUGCGACGACGGCUGAGACCUCGGAACCAUCUGCUGGGAGACAAAGCCCUUAAUGCCGGUUCCAGCGGGCAUCAGUCGGGUGGAUCAUCCGAGGGUCCCGAUCCGUCCAGUUCGGACUUCUCGCAGGACACCGUCAUCUACAUGGGCCCGUGUGAUGACCCCACGGACGGUGAACAUCCACCGGUGUACCUGCCGAGCCUGAACUCGGGUGACAACCGGUGUGCGAUGAACAAGGCACUAAAAGGCUCGGCAGCAGAGAAAGGACCUUCGGCACUUGCGACACCUUCUCCUAAGAAGAAGGCAACGGCGUCAAACACCUCCAAGGCUCAAACGACGACUGCUCCAACGAUGUCUGCGACAUCAGUGGGUGUUGGACGAACGGACAGCUUGAAGCGAAGCCAACAGCACUCGUACGCACAUCAGCAGAGUUCCACCGGAGGUCCCGAGUUGGUCUCCAACGCCAUCCAGAUCGCGUCCCAACACGCCUCGCCCAAAGUGAUAGCGGGCGCCUUCCGACACGCGGCCGGCGUCAGCAAGGGCUCAAACAUCCCCACACCGAAGGGUUCGCCUAUGAGGCGACCAGUCACCACAGGACCUCCAGGAGUUGCCGCAGGAUCUUCCUCGGCGGGUGCUCGCGAAAGUCCCGUCCGACAGAUCAGCGAAGAGAAGUGGAUCGAUGGGCCGAGGGUUUCCAAAUCGAAGGUCCACGAAGCGCGCCACCUGCUGCGUGAGAUCAACCACGUGAAGAAGUGCGAAACUUGGGUGGAUGGUCCGCGAACACAAGCCGGUCAGCCACAGAUGAGUGCGGCUGUGGCCGCAAACGCCGCCGUUGGGUAUGGUUUCAUGGACACGCACAAAAAGAACAUGAUCCGCCAGUGGGUUGAGAACCAAUCCAUCCAGCUGUUGCAGCAAUCGCUGUCGGCGAAUAGUUCACCGAUGCACACGAAACAUCACGCCACCUAUAGCCUGCCAAAGUUCAAACCGAGCCGAUCGGAUGAGGAUGGAUUUCUGACGCUCGAGCUUGAUCGCACCGGCGAUGAACAGCAGCUAGUGAAUCCGAUCGCAAUGCGUGGCUUCACUGCGGCUACGUCUGUGGCUGCCAACAGCUCCGAGAGUCACGUACGGACGGGUUUGAAGCAAACGUACAGUCUCGAUGCUGAACCGAAUCCCUCAGUGCCAACGUCACAUGCCUCAGCACAUGCCCAGCAACAUCGGCAGAGUCCACCGUUGUACGCUUCCGUCAGUGCUGCAGCAAAAAUGGCGGCUGCAGCAGCUUCAGCAGCGGCCUCCGUGAGCUCUCACCACGACAAUCACUCGGAGCGAUCGCGAGCGGCAUCUCUGGCCAGUGAUAGGGCGUCACACACGCACCAACAGCAGACGGACGCGAUCACGCAGGAAGAAGAGGAUCAGGAUAGUGGACCCUCGGAAGUGCCACCGGCGUUACCACUGAUGGAUCCGCUUGGAUCGCGCGAGAUCUCCCACGAAAGCAUCCACAUGCUGUGUUCGAGACACGCGUCCCGAGACGACGCGAUGAGUGUGCACAGCCACAAUAGCCACAACAUCGGUAUGAUGGAUUGCGGACUGCAGGUGACGGAGGACGAGAUCGCAAAGACCAUGAAAGCAGGGGAACCACAUCCACUGAGUGCGCUAAGUCACGGCGAGUUGUCCAUCGUGUCGAGCUUCAAUGUCGGUGGGGACGUCUUUAGUGAUUGUGUUAUCGGCGAAAACAUGAGGAGCCAGUUUGAUCAGCUAGCACGACUUCGCGAGAUCUUCACGUCCCAGCUAGCGAUGGCCGAAGUGACACCUUCCUUCCGACUCGGAGACACCAGUAGCGUGUACAGUGAACCAGCCUAUCGCUUCAAUGCCGGCCCGGGAAGUGUCUGCAGCGAACCAGCCUACCGUCCUCCGAGUCCGCGAUGUCGUGACUGUCGCCAAUCGAUGGCCAUGUCACGUACUCCAAGCCAAAGCUCUCUACCCAGUCUGACGGGGAUUGUGGCGAUCGCAGGCAUGGAACAAUACGCCUCUCUACGCCAUCCAGAUGGGGCUUCAGACCCUAACCUGCCCAAAAUGGAACGAACGACGGAUGAACUGCUGGAACCAGACGAAUCUCUACCACACGCGCACAUCCGUGAAAACCCUCUAGCGGAGCUGAUGUGCGAUGAGGACGACACACAACUCAAAGGUGGACCUACAGCCACUCUGUUGCCACCUUCGAAUCUACCCAGCUUGCCACUGUUGCCUCUCUCGACGCCAGAAGCAUACGACAGCGGACAUGAUUCAACUCCGCGCACGUCCAAACACUCUGGCAUCUCGAGACGUGCCGAAAGUGGCUACCACAGUGUCGGAACUGUCCGCGAUAGUGACGAGUCGAGCUUUGGAUCUGCGGCAUCUCGAGCGCACCAGAAAUCGGUGCCUGGGGCUGGUGGAAAAAAGCGUCACCGACCCGACAACAAGUCACUCUGCCACUGGCUGCGGAAUCCGUUCAACUGCACCUACCCGGACACGGAGGGCGAGAUCAGUGACUUCUAG